This is a messenger RNA of Coregonus sp. 'balchen', 8159 nucleotides long. Lineage: Eukaryota; Metazoa; Chordata; Actinopteri; Salmoniformes; Salmonidae. The record is from the annotation of a GenBank genome assembly.
AUGCGCAAUUCCACUUCAGGGGCUAAUUUUCCAACCCGAAGAAUUUGUAAAGAAGGGAAGAAAAUUGCGUUACUAUUUGCUCCGGAUGGUUGCACCAUGUCGAGGCGCAAGCAAGCUAAGCCACAGCAAAUCAAUUCCGAUGAGCCCGGUUCGUCAGAAAAUGGUGAGUUUUUGGACUGAUAAACCACUUUUGGAAAGAGUCGCGCAGGGUUACAUUUAUACAAUGUUGCAAGAUAGCAACAUUUUUAUUUGGAAAGUUAUACGUUGUUUCUCCUUGCACUUUGACCUGGUUGGAUCAUGACCCUUGGAACUGACCAUGCUUUUUUAUGAAUAAACCUGCGAGUUUGUGUGAAGUUUUACUAUUUUUGCCAAAAUACAGUUGACUUUUUGAAAUUGUAUAAGCGAGUUUCUUGAUUAGAAACCUUUUGCGUUUAUUCGUGAACAUUCGUGUGAAUAAAAUACGGUUUAAUCGAUUUGAACAUCAAUUGAUCAAUCGAUUUCGUUUUGUUUGAUAGUGAGCCAGAAAGUCCACUGUAAACGACAUGAUGCCUUAACUUUUAUCUAAGUUUUUCGAAAGUGUUACCUAUGGAAUACGAAACUGGAAUAGCUGGGUGACUAUCACUAACGUGGUUAUUGCUGUGGGCUAUUUUAGAAUAUGUGAAUGUUUGGUUGGCUGUCUUUUAGAAGAUUAAAAAUAAUUGUAGACAAAUCAGUUGCACGUCUUUUGAUCUUUUCACAUAGGCCUAAUUGAACAACUAUCCAUGUUGCGCAUCAUAAUUUGAUUGCAUGUGUUGUUUCUCCUGCUUUGACUGUAGAAGUUUUAUUUGUGCUCAAACACAAGGCAUAUAUUUUUGUGCUGUAUUUUGGGAGCAAUUUUAUAACAAAGGUGUCCGACAAUGUAGUAUGAAAUGUGACUCAGAAGUAAGCUGACUUAAGGUGAGGGGGUUUGUAGGCAAGCAAGAGUUGGGGGUGCGGCUUGUGUUGCCAUGUAAAGCAUGCCAUGGUAAUGAACAUCACUUUAGGAAUGAUAUAUAUAUUGAUUCUACAUACAUUUAGGCUACGCUGCUUGAUUGGGAACGUGCAUAUGUUCGAUAACUUCUUGUCGGUGUUUCUUUGAUCUGAGAAUGGUGACAUGUCCCAUUUAAUACAGGCUAUCAAUGUACUCAUUAAGUGGCAACCCUUGUGUAGUUUCACCCCGUGCCAUAUUGGUGAUCUGAUACAAUUUAUGUGCCACCAAGUGGUCAAAUGAAUACCUGACACAAGUGGGGAAGUCAGUCAUGUUAUUUAUAUAUAUAUAUAUUUCUUCACUUGUUUUCCCUUCAUUUUGCGGGUUGUUCUUGAUUAGUUGCGUCUCUCAAAAUCGCCCACUUUUUUGCAUAGGGAGUCAUAAGGUAACGUUCUCUGCCUACUGCGUUAUUAUGCACUGUAACAACAUUGCCAACUUGUUUGACAAUUAACGGAUUCUGAAUACAAUGCCAUUUGCCAUUUUUUCCACCCCACUCCAGUUGCCUGGUGAUUAACAAGUCCAGCAACAGUUUCGUUGGAAGAAUGCAGACAGGUGGUCUACCCCACAGAGAGAGGACAUUAGCGUUUGACAAUGCGACUGGUUGUGAAAUGGCCUCUCGGUGGGCAGACAAAUUAAAAUAAUCACAUUUAUUCCAGUCCGACAUGUUCCAUUUUGCUAGAAUGUACUUUUCAUGUAAAUGAGAAGUUGAUAUGCGAGACGAUUGCCCCUGAUAUUUUCUGGGUUUUAAAGGCAAAUCGAUUGAUGUCUUCUAUAUAAAGCCGCUGCUCUGACUGAUUAUUGUGAGCAUAGGCACACAGUCGUUUGUUUUAUAUAGAUUUUGGUGUGAAGUUACAUUCAAGUACAGGUAAUGUAGACUACAUCUUUGUUUAUAGUUCACACCAUACUUCCCAGACUUGAAUUAUUGUGGCAAAUUCAGGCUUAUUACAGGCCCACACAAUAUGAAUAUUGGUUUACAUGUGGCCUUAUAAUAAAGUAUGCUCUGUUAUAGGGAUUCAUUUCAGUUUCUAAAUUGAAAUGAGUGUCAUUAGAGCCAGGCUGGUCUUUGUCUUCAUUUUUUAUUUUACAGGAGACCUUGGUCGCUUGCCCCUGAUGUUUUUGUCAAUGUUGCCCUCUGCUGGCUCAGUUGUGCACUGAGCCGAAAUUACACGAAACCCUCAUGCUAGCAAUGCAUUGAAUGGAAAUGUGAUUGAGAAAAGCUUUUCAUGAAUGUAAAUGACUUAUUCAAGUUUUGCCCACCAAGCAAUAUUAAUUUCUAAUAUAGAUUAACCUAAUUAUUAAAGUAUUUGAAUACCACCUUUAGUGUAUGUGUAUAUAUAUUAAAGUUUGAUAAGGGAUAUAUAUAGAAAUAUAUUGUUUGACUGAAAUUGAAAAAGAGAACUCUAAAUGAUUGAAUUUCAAUUCUACAGAAUGUACUUAUACUGGCUAUGUUUAAUUAUCCAGACUUAUUUAUACUUGGUGACUUUAGUUGGUUUAUUGUUAUUUAAGUGGUUUUAACCUGAUAUUUUCCUGCUUAUUAUCAUUACAGGGGUUCUACAAGACGGUCAAACUGAAGAGGAUGGGAAUGAGGUGAAGAGGUUUAGAAUGGAUGAGACGAAGGUCUGCAACAAAUGCUGUGCUGAACUCAUCGAUGAGGCUGACUUUUUCAAACAUCAGAAUAAUUGCACUAAAAGUAAUGAGAUGGUCAUCAUGAAAGAUGGAGAGGGGAGAGAAGUACCAGAAGAGUUCUCACAAGGAGGCUCCCCCGGUGACUUCCAGAGUGACUACAGUGACUGCCAGUCCUGCAGUAAUACUCUAUCAAAGUCCAAUGCAGUGUCUAUGGAAAGGAUGGAGGAAGAACCAAAAUCAAACAGUGAGGAACAACCAUCCAAACAAGACCAGGUGGAGAUGUCUGACAGUCCCAGGCCUGAGAUGAGUUGCCAUCAGCACCAAGCCUCAGCCAAACCCCAAGAUUCAAACGUCACCUUGGAGUCAAUGCCUUGCACCAAAGUGGCCGUCACUCAGCAUUCAUCAAACAGUGGGUCGAACAACCGCAAGUCUCCACAGGCCACCCAGGAGGCCUUGCAGGCCAUCCCCAUGAUCCUGGAACAGCUGGUGGCCCUCCAGCAGCAGCAGCUCCAGCAGAUCCAACUGACUGAGCAGAUCCGUAUCCAGGUGGCAAUGAUGGCUCCACAGAGCCUCCACUCGGCCCUAGGGGCAGCAGUCGACCCCCUCAAAGCCCUAGGAGUUCAUCUCUCCCAGCAGCUCUCUGCUGCAGCAGCCCUGAUCGGCAAGAGGACUAGCAACCAGAGCCUCUCACUAGAGUCACUCAAACAGGGUAAACUACCUCCGUCCAACUGCAUUCCCACCUCACUGGCUCAAGGCCUGGGUCCGAUGCCCUCCAAAGCCGAGAUAUUGAAGGGGCUCCCAGACCUGGCCAACCACCUACCAGCGUUACUGCCUCACUCACCAGGCUCCAUGGCCUUCCAAAGUCCCUUCACUGGCCUCUCAUCAGGGAUGGAUCCCUCUAAGAAAGUAAAGAGCAAGAUCCCAAAUAUGCCGGAGUCUAAAAACGGGUCUGGUGGCGACAGCAUGUACAAGCACAAGUGUAAGUACUGUUGGAAAACUUUCGGGAACGACAGCGCACUCCAGAUCCAUUUGCGCUCACACACUGGAGAAAGACCGUUUAAAUGUAACAUAUGUGGAAACCGCUUCACAACCAAAGGAAACCUCAAAGUGCAUUUCCAGAGACACAAGGAGAAGUACCCUUACAUCAGGAUGAACCCACACCCUGUGCCAGAACACCUUGACAACAUUCCCACCAGCAGCGGCAUCCCCUACGGCAUGUCAAUGCCCAUUGAAGAAUCCAACAUGGUGGACAUGAAGCCAAUGCUCUGCCUCCCAUCUCCAGGUUUCCACCCAUCAGCACUGCAGGGGUUCAAGCCUUCAUUUGAUGGUUUCAGGAGUGACCCGUUCUCCCAAAGAGCGUCAUCAGGAAGUGACUGCGCAUCAAUUUCCUCAAACAUGUUCAAUCACGAAAUGGGCUCUGAUCAGGACCACCAUGUAUCUAAAGAGCUAUUGGGAGCGCUGCAUCACAUGAAUGGCAAUUGCCUUCCUGGCGACCACAACAGCUCUGAAACUGCCAAACUACAGCAGAUGGUGGAUGGGCUGGAAAAGAGGACCAAUGACCCAAACGAGUGCUACAUCUGCCACCGGGUGCUCAGCUGCCAGAGCUCCUUGAAGAUGCAUUACCGUACGCACACGGGUGAGCGGCCCUACAAGUGUAAGAUCUGUGGCCGUGCCUUCUCUACCAAUGGCAACCUCAAAGCUCAUUACGGUGUCCAUCGGGCCAACACGCCCCUCAAGAUGCAGCACUCCUGCCCCAUCUGCCAGAAGAAGUUCACCAAUGCUGUGGUUCUUCAGCAGCACAUCCGCAUGCAUAUGGGAGGCCAGAUCCCCAACACCCCCAUGCCAGAGACCCAGUUUGAGGCCUUUGAAGAAAUUGACUCCUCUCUGCCCGAUGAGAAGUCCAUGGACACCAAUGGCUUUGCAUGCAUGGAAGACCAAGACACAGAGCUUGACUCUCAAGAAAAGCCAAGCAACACCUCAGAUUCUCUCGCACCAUCUUCCUCUGAGGAACUGCACCAACCUAAUCAGGCUCCUCCAUCCUCUAUGUUCUCCAGCAUAGCUGCUCAGGAGAACCACAUGAAGAACCUCCCCUCGGCUCUCAACCUGCAACGCCAAAGCGGCACUGCCGCGGAGUGUGAUGGAGUGCCCCCCAAAGAGUCCCCCUCAGCCUCCGAGUGCAUCCGGGAGCAAGAGUACCAGAACGGCCGCAGCCCUGCAAUCUCAGACUCUGUCUCCUUCCACUCCUCAUCACCAGUCAACAGCCAUGUAGGCAGCAGCCAGUCCAAGUCCCCCGAGUCAGCCAUCCCUGAGGAUUACACCCAAAAUGGGCCUAGAACAGACUCUGACAGCAGCUCUCAGGAUGCCAAUGGAGCUCUGGACCUGACGGCACCCAGCUUCACCCCAAAAACCAUCAAAGAAGAGCCUGGCCUGCUCUUUACUAAUGGGGAGUAUGGUAAGUGUAUAAACCCCUUUGAUUAGAAUGUGCUGUAUUGUAAAUCAAUCACAUCCCCUGUAGGAUUUGGAGUAAUCUUGAUUGUUUAUUAACUGGAUUUGUUUUUAUUCUCAACAGCUCCCAGUCAUUUGCCUCCUUUUAUGAGGGUGCCUCCCAGUCUGGUCAAACUGGAGAGGCAGAUUCCCCCAGAGAUAUCCAUGGGCAUGGGCCCUCUAUUUGUCUCCCAGAUGCCCCAGGGAGCGGGAGGGCAACCACAGGAUGGCUCCAGUGCUCACCGUAGAUCCAGCAAGCAGCACCUGUGUAACUCCUGUGGCAAAAACUUCUCCUCUGCCAGCGCCCUGCAGAUCCAUGAGAGGACCCACACUGGCGAGAAGCCCUUCGGCUGCACCAUCUGUGGCAGGGCCUUCACCACUAAAGGCAACCUCAAGGUAAGGCUGACUUUUAUAUAAAAUAAAUGCUAUUAAAGCCUUUGUCUUUCAUGGACUCUGUGGCCUGGUAUGAAAUGGCUAACUUCCUGCAAUUCUAAACAUUUUCCCAUGGGGCAAAAAUAAAAAUGUGCAUUUUUAUACAGAACAAGUAUUUGAAACACUGCCAAUUUUGCAGGUUUUCCUACUUACAAAGCAUGUAGAGGUCUGUAAUUUUUAUCAUAGGUACACUUCAACUGUGAGAGACGGAAUCUAAAACAAAAAUCCAGAAAAUCGCAUUGUAUGAUUUUUAAGUAAUUAAUUUGCAUUUAAUUGCAUGACAUAAGUAUUUGAUCACCUACCAACCAGUAAGAAUUCCGGCUGUCACAGACCUGUUAGUUUUUCUUUAAGAAGCCCUCCUGUUCUCCACUCAUUACCUGUAUUAACUGCACCUGUUUGAACUCGUUAACUGUAUAAAAGACACCUGUCCACACACUCAAACAGACUCCAACCUCUCCACAAUGGCCAAGACCAGAGAGCUGUGUAAGGACAUCAGGGAUAAAAUUGUAGACCUGCACAAGGCUGGGAUGGGCUACAGGACAAUGGGCAAGCAGCUUGGUGAGAAAGCAACAACUGUUGGCGCAAUUAUUAGAAAAUGGAAUAAGUUCAAGAUGACGGUCAAUCACCCUCGGUCUGGGGCUCCAUGCAAGAUCUCACCUCGUGUGGCAUCAAUGAUCAUGAGGAAGGUGAGGGAUCAGCCCAGAACUACACGGCAGGACCUGAUCAAUGACCUGAAGCGAGCUGGGACCACAGUCUCAAAGAAAACCAUUAGUAACACACUACGCUGUCAUGGAUUAAAAUCCUGCAGCGCACGCAAGGUCCCCCUGCUCAAGCCAGCGCAUGUCCAGGCCCGUCUGAAGUUUGCCGAUGACCAUCUGGAUGAUCCAGAGGAGGAAUGGGAGAAGGUCAUGUGGUCUGAUGAGACAAAAAUAGAGCUUUUUGGUCUAAACUCCACUCGCCGUGUUUGGAGGAAGAAGGAUGAGUACAACCCCAAGAACACCAUCCCAACUGUGAAGCAUGGAGGUGGAAACAUCAUUCUUUGGGGAUGCUUUUCUGCAAAGGGGACAGGACGACUGCACCGUAUUGAGGGGAGGAUGGAUGGGGCCAUGUAUCGCAAAAUCUUGGUCUCCAGACCUGAACCCAAUAGAAAAUCUUUGGAGGGAGCUGAAAGUCUGUAUUGCCCAGCGACAGCCCCAAAACCUGAAGGAUCUGGAGAAGGUCUGUAUGGAGGAGUGGGCCAAAAUCCCUGCUGCAGUGUGUGCAAACCUGGUCAAGACCUACAGGAAACGUAUGAUCUCUGUAAUUGCAAACAGGUUUCUGUACCAAAAAUUAAGUUCUGCUUUUCUGAUGUAUCAAAUACUUACGUCAUGCAAUAAAAUGCAAAUUAAUUACUUAAAAAUCAUACAAUGUGUUUUUCUGGAUUUUUAUUUUAGAUUCCGUCUCUCACAGUUGAAGUGUACUUAUGAUAAAAAAAUUACAGACCUCUACAUGCUUUGUAAGUAGGAAAACCUGCAAAAUCGGCAGUGUAUCAAAUACUUGUUCUCCCCACUGUAGCUAAUCUCAUGCAAUUCUACACAUUUUGACAUGAGGCUGAGAAUUUCUUUGGUGUGUUGACUGUGAUAAAUGCACUGGAUUAUGAGCUGUAUUUGCUAAAUGAACAAAUGAAGUAGGCGGUGGCAUGGUGCAUAUAGCCAUAGAAGCACAGUGACAUAUGCCUCAAUGCAGUCAUAUUCAUGGAUAAUUGGGGGUGUGGCUUUCAGUUAUUUAUGUCCACCCAUCCCAUGAGUGAAUGUCAUUCCAGUGCACUGCUUGCUAUGAAUUCUAUCUGAUGUUUAGGUAAAAAUACAAAUAAUGUCCUGUUUGGAACAUGAGUAGAGAUCAUUAUAUUUUUUUGUUGCUUAAUCUGAUUGGCUGGGUCUGGGCCCACCCAUGCCUACGUGGCUGGAUUGUCCCAAGUAGAUGUUCAAUAACUGUCAACAUUUCGAUUAACUAACCUUAACCCUAAACUUAACCCUUACCUCAAUCCUAGCCCUAACCUUAAACAUUACCCUAACCUUAGCAAGCAUUUGCUUAUCAACAGAUAGUUUAAUAGUAUGACCAUCUAUAUUGGACUGUCCAAAUAAGUCUGACCUAAUUUUCUGUAGUAAUAUCUAUGCCAUGCUUGUUUUAGGUGCACGUUGGUACUCACAUGUGGAACAGCUCUGCGAGGCGCGGCCAGCGCCUCUCUCUGGACAACCCCAUGGCCCUGAUGGCGAUGAGCUCAGAGUCUGGCAACAUGAUGCCAGAUAUGAUGCCUCCUCCCAAGGAACUGGGUCCUCCUCCGCCAAUGAACUUCGACCAGUCUCUGUGGAACCAGUACACUGCUGCUUUCACCAACGGCCUGUCCAUGAAGACUAACGAGAUCUCUGUGAUCCAAAAUGGCGGAAUGCCCAUGCCUGGUAGCCUGGCCGGUGGUCCUAUGGUCCGCUCUACUGGAGGCCUGAUGAAAAUGGAUUGCUCCCACUCUGGCCUGCCUGCCACCAUGGCAGAGAUGGAAAGGAAUGGCUCUGAGUGCGUGGCCAGAUCUCAGUUCCAACAUUUCAUGGAGGAAGGGAAAAUUGCAGUGAACUAG